Messenger RNA from Mycotypha africana, 1386 nucleotides. RefSeq lists its product as uncharacterized. NCBI's taxonomy places the organism in Eukaryota, Fungi, Mucoromycota, Mucoromycetes, Mucorales, Mycotyphaceae. Gene Ontology annotation, molecular function: mRNA binding; enzyme activator activity. Gene Ontology annotation, cellular component: P-body. The transcript is spliced from 6 exons. The coding region runs from base 51 to 1331 and encodes 426 amino acids. Gene Ontology annotation, biological process: deadenylation-dependent decapping of nuclear-transcribed mRNA; deadenylation-independent decapping of nuclear-transcribed mRNA; positive regulation of catalytic activity. The record is from RefSeq and is a predicted model, not a curated record.
CUUUCGUACUUUAUCUUACUUUUAAUCCUUUCCGACCUCUAUAAAAGCUAAUGGACCUCGUUGCACGUAAAAAACUGAACCUGGAUGUUCUGAAACGGCACGAUCCCAACAUCUGUGACAUUCUCGAUCAAUCAGCCCAUGCCGUUGUCUACAAAUUUGACAUAGACAAAGCCAGUUGGGAAAAAUUAGGAUACGAAGGUGUCAUUUUCUUAACACAAGGCAAAAGCGCACCUUAUUUUGGUUUAUAUAUUUUGAAUCGACUUUCGAUAGAAAACUUCUCGUUGCAAUUGACGGAUUUUGAAGAAAUUAAUCUGACAGAUGAGUUUAUCAUUUAUCAAACAAAUGAAGGUGAAGCUUGUGCGCUAUGGUUAUUUGAAAAGAGAGACCGGGAACGAAUCUUGUCAAAAAUAUUAAAGCUACAUGAAGGUAUAAAGGCUCUACCAUCAACUCAAGUUAAACCAGUUGAGCGAAGAGUGGAUAUACUACAAAUGCUACAGAAAGCAAGCAACAAUCCAAGCACUGUAAACAAUAACAACAAUGCUGGAAAUGAGCUGUUUAAGAUGUUAGUUAAUGGCAGGGCACCACAGCAACAGCAACCACAACAGAAACAACAACCCACCAACAUGCCUGUACCUCAAUUCAAUGCUUCUCCAGUCAUUGGACGUUCUCCGGCUACAGCGAUGAAUAACAAAUUACAAGAACUAUUUAAUAACGCAAAUAACAAUUCUGCUUCCGUAACAACUACAACGACACCUAGAAUGAACCACAAUAAUGACAUUGCAGUGAUAGAAAAAAAUCUUGAGAAUAUCAAAAUGAGCAAUAGUAAUGAUUUGAAUCAACAGCAACAACAGCAGCGAAGAGCUAUAACGAAUGGAGAGUUAACGAAACCAUUUUAUCCACCUUUUAUGAAUCCUCCUACAACUGUGUCUACAGCUUCAAAUUUGAAUAUUAGUGCCCCCACUAUCAAUAAAACACCCAUCACAUCACCGAACCAUAGAAAUACUGGCUCUUUGCUACAAGCACUUCAUGGAGGGCUGCCACAUCCUCCACAACAUCCAGCAGCACUUUCAUCGCAGCCACACCUACCAACGCCACCACCCCCUCCUAUGCCGCCCAUGGGCUUACCAUUAUUACCACAGCAAGUGAUAGGUUUGAUGAGACCAGAAAUAGGCAGACGUUUUGCAGGCAGACCAUUGUUAUCCAAACCAGAGUUUAUUCAACAAUUACUGAAUAUGAUUCAGUGCGAUCCUACUUUUUUUGAAAUUCUUUAUGAAAGUUAUAAGGCACAAAUGGUAUCCGCUCCUCCUCCUCCUCCUCCUCCUAUCCAGUAAACAUAUACGAGAAGAAAGAUUUAUGCUGUGUACGAACAAAUUGAGAAUAAAGGAC